Messenger RNA from Paramecium sonneborni, 1149 nucleotides. The record is from the annotation of a GenBank genome assembly. Lineage: Eukaryota; Ciliophora; Oligohymenophorea; Peniculida; Parameciidae.
AUGAAAUAUAUAUUUAUUUUUGGUGGUGUAUUUUUAGGAAUUUUCUUCAAACUAGCAACAGAGCUAGACGUUUUUAAGCCAGUGAUGAGUUAUAAUGAAUAUGGAAAUUGUAAAUAUUUAAAAGAGGACAUAAGAGGACCUGAAGAUAUGACUUAAUUUAAUUCCACAACAAUAAUAAUAGGAUCUGGAAAUUUCUAAAAAGUAUAUGCUAGAGGGAAACCAGAAUUAGAAUAGUAGGGUAUUUAUGCAAUUUUGAAUUCUAAUAAAAAAAAUUAUAGUUUAAUGAAGCUUGAAUUAAAAAACUUUCCUAAAGAUGUCGCUUUGUAUAUUCAUGGAAUAUAUAUAAGAAGAUAGAAAGAUGGAGAUUUCUUAUUUGUAAUAAAUCAUGCAUAUCAUAAUGGUGGAGAAAGAAUAGAAAUAUUUAGGAUAAAUGAAUAAUUGGAAUUAACAUAUGAACAUUCACUUAUUAUGGAUGAAUAAUAUACAGGAAUAUUAAAUGAUUUGGUUGUAAUAGAAGAUAAUAGACUUUUAAUUACAACUUAUAUGCCAUUACCUGAUCCAAAAGAAGGUAGACAUAAAGCUAAUGCAUUACAUAUAAUAAAAACAUUAUUUUAUUAGUUGACCAAAUAAAAGACUACAUAUAUUUUAGAUUGUUAAUUUAAUAAAUAGAAAUAAAGUUUAAUUUAACCCUAAUGUAAGUAAUUAGCAAAUACUUCAGGAAUAAUGAGAAAUGGUUUAACUUGGAAUAAAAAAGAUUUAGUUUGGGUAGCUGAUUCAAUUGAAAAAGGAUUUACUGAAUAUUAGAUUUAAGGAGAGAAUUUAGUCUUUAAAAGAUUUGUUCCUGUGUAAAAUGGAAUAGAUAAUAUUGAAUAUUAAGAGGAAAGUAAUACAUUGGUUUUAGGAUUGAUUCCAAAAUUAUAUAAUUAUUUCUAAUUAGAUAGUUUUGUUAAGACUAAUGACUUAGAUAGAUAAACCAAUUUUGAGUAUUGGGGAGCUGUAGGUUAGUAUGAUUUGAAUAAAGAUCAAUUAAGAAUUUUAUCCUAAAAUAGAUAUUUAUCAAAAGGACUUGCAGGAGGAAUAGUAAGUGGGAAUAAUCUAUUUUUGGGAAGUUGGUGUGAUGUGUCUGUUAUGGUUUGUUAGAAAAUUUGA